Molecule: messenger RNA, 5217 nt
Organism: Neolamprologus brichardi
Lineage: Eukaryota; Metazoa; Chordata; Actinopteri; Cichliformes; Cichlidae
Source: RefSeq, a predicted model, not a curated record
CUCUGCUGACCAACCUCCACCGCCAUUGCAGGUCCAGGGAGUCGGUGUAGUGACAGUCGUUAGCCGGGGAAGACCGCAAGUAAACAGUUAAGGGAAGGAAUAAAAAACAAAUAAAGUACAGUCACACCGACAGCGCGUUUUAAAUAAGGCGUAGAAUUCGCUUACAAUUGGACUUUAGACUAGAGACUUCCUGGCUGUCCGGCUAGGAUCUGAGAGAAGCAGCCGUAGUUUGUUAGCAUUAGACGAGACCGGAGGAGAGUGAGAGAGGAACCGCCAUGGCUCAGAUCCUGCCUAUUCGCUUUCAGGAGCACCUGCAGCUCCAAAACUUAGGGAUCAAUCCGGCCAACAUAGGCUUCAGCACCCUAACCAUGGAGUCUGACAAGUUCAUCUGUGUGCGUGAGAAGGUGGGUGAGCAGACUCAGGUGGUGAUCAUCGACUUGGCCGACCCCAACACACCUAUCCGCAGGCCCAUCUCAGCUGACAGCGCCAUCAUGAAUCCAGCCAGCAAGGUCAUUGCACUUAAAGACGCUGCCAAAACUCUUCAGAUCUUUAACAUUGAGAUGAAGAGCAAGAUGAAGGCGCACACCAUGACCGACGAUGUUACCUUUUGGAAGUGGAUCUCUCUUAACACAGUUGCACUUGUGACUGACAAUGCCGUCUACCAUUGGAGCAUGGAGGGUGACUCACAGCCUGUGAAAGUCUUUGACCGGCACUCUAGCCUGGCAGGCUGCCAGAUCAUCAACUACCGCACUGACGCCAAGCAGAAGUGGCUCCUGCUCAUCGGCAUCUCAGCUCAGCAAAAUCGAGUGGUGGGAGCCAUGCAGCUGUACUCUGUUGAGAGAAAGGUUUCUCAGCCCAUUGAAGGCCACGCUGCCAGCUUCGCCCAGUUUAAGAUAGAAGGCAAUGCAGAAGAGUCAACUCUGUUCUGCUUCGCUGUCAGAGGCCAGGCUGGAGGGAAGUUGCACAUCAUUGAAGUGGGAACCCCACCAACUGGUAACCAGCCGUUUCCUAAGAAAGCAGUGGAUGUCUUCUUCCCUCCAGAAGCCCAGAAUGACUUCCCUGUAGCCAUGCAGAUAAGCUCCAAGCACAAUGUGGUUUUCCUCAUUACCAAAUAUGGCUACAUCCAUCUCUAUGACUUGGAGACUGGCACCUGCAUCUACAUGAACCGCAUCAGUGGAGAGACCAUCUUUGUCACCGCUCCACAUGAGGCCACCUCAGGCAUCAUUGGGGUCAACAGGAAGGGGCAGGUUCUGUCUGUCUGUGUGGAAGAAGAAAACAUCAUUCCCUACAUCACCAACGUGCUGCAGAAUCCAGAUCUGGCUCUCCGCUUAGCUGUCCGCAACAACCUCACGGGAGCCGAAGAGCUGUUUGCACGCAAGUUCAACAACCUGUUUGCUGCUGGCAACUACUCCGAGGCCGCCAAGGUUGCUGCUAACGCACCAAAGGGCAUCCUGCGCACUCCAGAUACCAUCCGUCGUUUCCAGAGUGUUCCCACUCAGCCUGGCCAAACCUCCCCCUUGCUGCAGUACUUUGGUAUCCUGUUAGACCAGGGCCAGCUCAAUAAGUUUGAGUCCCUGGAGCUUUGCAGGCCUGUCCUCCAGCAGGGGCGAAAGCAGCUUUUGGAAAAGUGGUUGAAGGAAGACAAGUUGGAGUGUUCUGAAGAACUGGGUGACUUGGUGAAGGCGGUGGAUCCUACCUUGGCUCUCAGUGUGUACUUGAGGGCCAACGUUCCCAACAAGGUCAUUCAGUGCUUUGCAGAGACUGGUCAGUUUCCUAAGAUUGUCCUGUACGCCAAAAAGGUCGGCUACACACCAGACUGGAUCUUUCUGCUCAGGAAUGUGAUGCGGAUCAAUCCAGAACAGGGCCUGCAGUUCGCACAGAUGCUAGUCCAAGAUGAAGAGCCACUGGCUGACAUUACACAGAUUGUGGACGUGUUUAUGGAGUACAACCUGAUUCAGCAGUGCACAUCAUUCCUUCUGGAUGCCCUGAAGAACAACAGACCCUCAGAAGGACCUCUCCAGACUCGCCUGCUGGAGAUGAACCUCAUGCAUGCACCACAGGUUGCUGAUGCAAUCCUGGGCAACCAGAUGUUCACCAACUAUGAUCGUGCCCACAUUGCCCAGCUGUGUGAGAAAGCUGGACUCCUGCAGAGAGCACUAGAGCACUACACUGACCUGUAUGACAUCAAGCGUGCUGUGGUGCACACACACCUGCUCAACCCAGAGUGGUUGGUGAACUACUUUGGCUCAUUGUCAGUGGAAGAUUCUCUGGAGUGCCUCAGGGCCAUGCUCUCAGCGAACAUCCGCCAGAACCUGCAGAUCUGCGUCCAGGUGGCGUCCAAGUACCAUGAACAGCUCACCACACAGGCUCUCACUGAACUCUUUGAGUCGUUCCCCUCAGGUUUGUUCUAUUUCCUGGGCUCUAUUGUAAACUUCAGUCAGGAUCCUGAAGUUCACUUCAAAUACAUCCAAGCUGCCUGCAAGACGGGCCAGAUCAAAGAGGUGGAAAGGAUCUGCAGAGAGAGCAACUGCUACGAUCCUGAGCGUGUCAAGAACUUCCUCAAGGAAGCCAAACUAACCGACCAGCUCCCACUCAUCAUCGUCUGUGACCGUUUCGACUUUGUCCACGACCUGGUCCUCUACCUGUACCGCAACAACCUGCAGAAAUACAUUGAGAUCUAUGUUCAGAAGGCUGAUACGAGUGGUAACUGGGAGGACUUGGUCAAAUUCCUGCAGAUGGCUCGUAAGAAGGCCCGCGAAUCCUACGUAGAGACCGAGCUGAUCUUUGCUUUGGCCAAAACCAAUCGCCUUGCUGAACUUGAGGAGUUCAUCAACGGGCCCAAUAAUGCUCACAUUCAACAGGUUGGUGACCGCUGCUAUGAUGAGAAAAUGUAUGAGGCCGCUAAACUGUUGUACAACAACGUUUCCAACUUUGGCCGUCUGGCUUCGACCCUGGUGCACCUCGGAGAGUACCAGGCUGCCGUGGACGGCGCCCGUAAGGCCAACAGCACCCGCACCUGGAAAGAGGUGUGCUUCGCCUGUGUGGACGGACAGGAGUUCAGACUGGCGCAGAUGUGCGGUCUCCAUAUCGUCGUGCACGCCGAUGAGCUGGAGGAGCUGAUUAACUACUACCAAGACCGUGGUUACUUUGAGGAGUUGAUUACCAUGCUGGAGGCCGCCCUGGGCCUGGAGCGCGCUCACAUGGGGAUGUUCACAGAGCUGGCCAUUCUCUAUUCCAAGUUCAAGCCCCAGAAGAUGAGGGAGCAUCUGGAGCUCUUCUGGUCAAGAGUUAACAUCCCAAAGGUCCUGAGAGCAGCGGAGCAGGCUCACCUGUGGGCCGAACUUGUCUUCCUGUAUGACAAAUACGAGGAGUACGACAACGCCAUCAUCACCAUGAUGAACCACCCGACAGAUGCCUGGAAGGAGGGCCAGUUCAAAGACAUCAUCACCAAGGUACCGUUUAAUUGGAUAUCACAAUCACGACUUGUUUUUCUUCCCAACAAGGAUGCACAACGUGACCGUUUCGCACUCGUAUGUUAACAGGUGAAACAGCUGCCUCUGGUCAAACCGUACCUACGGUCAGUACAGAACCACAACAACAAAUCGGUCAACGAAGCACUUAACAACCUCUUCAUCACAGAGGAGGACUAUCAGGCACUGAGAACAUCAAUAGAUGCCUACGAUAACUUUGACAACAUCUCGCUGGCCCAGCGCUUGGAGAAGCACGAGCUGAUUGAGUUCAGGAGAAUCGCUGCCUACCUGUUUAAGGGCAACAACCGCUGGAAACAGAGCGUGGAGCUCUGCAAGAAGGACAAGCUUUAUAAGGAUGCCAUGCAGUAUGCUUCAGAAUCCAAAGACACAGAGCUGGCAGAGGAGCUGCUGUCCUGGUUCCUGCAGGAGAACAAGAAGGAGUGUUUCGCCGCCUGCCUGUUCACUUGCUACGACCUGCUACGACCUGACGUGGUGCUGGAGACCUCCUGGAGGAACAACAUCAUGGACUUUUCUAUGCCGUACUUCAUUCAGGUCAUGAGGGAGUACCUCAGCAAGGUCGAUGCAGUUAAGGAACAGGUGAAAGUUUAAAGCUCUGUGUUUGAUCAGCAUUCAGUGUAGGAGACUGCAGCCUGGAGUGUGCAUGUUUCAGCUGUAAUGCUCACUCACUCAGAAACUGAUCAGUCGGUCAAACUGGUUUUGUAAUUGUUGGGCAACUAUUCCUAUAGGAUGUAAUACAAAAUGCUUAAACUUGGUAUAACCGUAGCAUGUAAGUUUUAUUAUCCAGUAUGUUGUUCAGUGGCGUCGACGCAGUGAUUUGAAGCGUUCCUGUGAAGUUGGGCGCAUCAACAAUUAUAAAAAAUGAUAUACUGCAUAUCUAAAGUGCAUUUACCUCCAGCUGUGUAACACUGUUGCAUCCUGAUGCUUGGGACUUGAUGCAUGUGUGUUAACCAAAAACAAAGUCUUGCUCAUACAUACCUGCAGGCUGUUGGUUUGCCCGGCUUCAUGCACAAGGCUUUGAACGAUAGGAAGCACCUGAAGUAACCUGGCUCCGCCUCUAAGCUGCGUCUUACUGCUGCAGCAGCGUGACACAUACAGCAUGGGACACUCAGCAGCUUUGUCUCACUGCAUUUAAUUAAAGGCUGCUGUUUGUUACACUGCAUGGACAAACUGAAUGUGCACACGGGGUGUGGAAGCAAACUGCUGAGCCUUUAUUACUGUUUUAGAAACAACAUGCAUCCAGCUGCUGCUGCUUUCCCCUUUCACCUUAGAAGUCCAUUCUGCAUAUUGCUGCUAGCAGUUACCUGACUCACUGCUCAAAAAGGUUCCUCCUGCUCUCACCUGUAUUCAUGUAUGUUGCUGGUUGACAGGAACCUCUGUGAGGCAGAAGCAGGCAAACAUUGGACCAUCAUAGCAACCGUAGUCUCAGCAUUUAUGCCCAAAACAGAUGUUAAAACAACAACUGCUGUUUCCGACUGCAGAAGCCGUUACUGAUCAUUCACACGUUUCAUUAGUUGACUAUUAAGAAAUAAAGGGCGACUGCUUUUGCUACUAAACGUAACUGAGGAUGUCAUAAAUGGUUGUGUUUUUAAAAUCAUGCAAACUAUGGCGCUUUAUUAACAUUUUUAUUGCAGUUGGAAGUUCUCAGUUGCCUCUGUGGGGUCAUGUGAUCCCACGUUGACACGUAUCGUUGAGCUCGGCGCUCUGAGGGCUCGCACCAUCUGCUGCA